ACAAAAAGCAAACACAAAACGAUAAUAACAAUAAUUGCACAUAAUAAAUUUUCAUUAUUUAAUUUUAAUAUUAUUAAUUGUAAAAAAUAAAAAAUUUUAAAGGUUUAAAUACUCACUAUUUUUAUUUUAACGAGUUUGUAUUUUAAAUUUGUAUUGUCUCGGACAAAAACUCAUUAUGUCUUAUAUGUUAGCGCAUUUGUUUAAUGGCUGGCAAGUCGAUCAAGCUAUUCUCUCAGAAGAAGACCGAGUUGUGGUUAUUCGCUUUGGUCAUGAUUGGGAUCCAACAUGUAUGAAAAUGGAUGAAGUAUUAUACAAUAUUGCAGAGAAAGUAAAAAACUUUGCUGUCAUUUAUCUAGUAGAUAUAACUAAAGUACCAGAUUUUAAUAAAAUGUAUGAAUUGUAUGAUCCUUGUACAGUCAUGUUUUUCUUUCGAAAUAAGCAUAUCAUGAUUGAUUUGGGCACAGGAAAUAAUAAUAAAAUUAACUGGGCCUUGGAGGAUAAACAAGAAAUGAUUGACAUUGUGGAAACAGUAUACAGAGGUGCUAGAAAAGGAAGAGGUUUAGUUGUAUCACCAAAAGAUUAUUCAACAAAAUACAGAUAUUAAUUUUAAGAUAAAUAAUAUAUUAGUAAUCUAGUUACAUAUUAAUUAAUACUCUAUCUAUAAUGUAGAGUUAAAGAGCAAUAUAUGUAACACUGUUAUUAAAAAAUAUCUCUUAAUAAAAUUAUUGUUUCUAAGUU
Messenger RNA from Daktulosphaira vitifoliae (grape phylloxera), 738 nucleotides. It is a transcript of the gene Dim1, whose product is annotated as thioredoxin-like protein 4A. The record is from RefSeq and is a predicted model, not a curated record. The transcript is spliced from 3 exons. NCBI's taxonomy places the organism in Eukaryota, Metazoa, Arthropoda, Insecta, Hemiptera, Phylloxeridae. Bases 176 to 604 code for a protein of 142 amino acids. Gene Ontology annotation, biological process: mRNA splicing, via spliceosome. Gene Ontology annotation, cellular component: spliceosomal complex; U4/U6 x U5 tri-snRNP complex; U5 snRNP.